This is a messenger RNA of Oryzias latipes (Japanese medaka), 3206 nucleotides long. It is a transcript of the gene dbh, whose product is annotated as dopamine beta-hydroxylase (dopamine beta-monooxygenase). The record is from RefSeq and is a predicted model, not a curated record. Gene Ontology annotation, cellular component: secretory granule membrane. Gene Ontology annotation, biological process: dopamine catabolic process; norepinephrine biosynthetic process; octopamine biosynthetic process. Gene Ontology annotation, molecular function: copper ion binding; dopamine beta-monooxygenase activity. NCBI's taxonomy places the organism in Eukaryota, Metazoa, Chordata, Actinopteri, Beloniformes, Adrianichthyidae.
GAGAACACGUCAAUGGUCAUCUUGACCCUAUAGGCUAGCACAACGGUCAAAAAGAAAAACGGAAAUAUGCAUGGUUGGCUCGACUAAGAAUACAACGAAAUUAAACCAGAUUGUAAAUACUUUGGCUUUUUUUUGAAUAUUGCAUUAUUAAAAUGCAUCACAUGGCUGAAGUUUAUAGAUAAAAAAUCUCUAGGGUUCGGAACCAAAGCUUGAUCAAAUAAAUCUGCAUCUUGCAGACAUCUUUCAGUUGUGUGUUUGCUGGGAAAGCUUGGGUCGUUUCAAAGAGAAGUUUGGCAUCCUGUUAAACGCAAUUGUCUACCUAAGCUCAACCUGCUGUUUGCUCUUAGCAAAAGCAACCGUACGUUAAUGCACGUUUCCACAGGCACUUUGAACCCUUUAAACAGUGCCUCUUUUGUUUUCUAAAACCUUCAACUGACAGCUUGAUUAGGUCUGCUACAGCCUCAGGCUGUGGUUCAAGGAGGAUCUGAUGUUUUAGUGCCUUGUUUGUGGUUCAAUUGGUUCUCACAGCCCCUCCUAAAUGUAUAAAAUCUAACACAUACAAAGCCUAAUUUGUCUCAAAAUGCAUAUUGGAUGUAUUAGUUAAAAUGAAACAGGCAUCGGAUAAAAAACAACGCAACAGUUAAAUCAGUCAAAAGUGAUUUUCAUUGAUAAUGUCCAUGGUUGAAUUUGGAUCAAUUAGGGUCUUGCAGAUGUGCAGAAUCAUGCCUGACCCUGAGGCAUAAAGAAUACAAUCCAAUUUUCCUCAACAAAUGUAAUAGCAUUAGGCUGGAUAAAAACAGGCAGCUCAUAAGGGAGGAGUCUUUUAAAAAACAAGAGAGCUGAAAGAGGCUCAGAGAGACGCAGCUCAAAGGAAAUAGACAAUAUCCAGCAGGCUUUAUUUCAGAUGAAUCUGAAGGCUGAAAAGCUGUUUGUUUAGACGUUUCAAUGUUUUUAGAGUUUGAAAACGACGGAAAACUCCUUUGCUUGAUUGCUGGAGGGAAACCUACCUUGAUCUGAAAUCAAAGAAGAAAAGACUGAAAAGUUUGCGUGAGUUUCUGUCAUGCAACAGAUUUGACAGCAGCACCGGAGAAAGAGUCUUUGUUUGAACUCUUCAACUUUUUCCAAAGAGACGGAGGAGAGAUAAGAUAAACAGUGGUAAAAAAAAAAGUAGUUUGGACAAUCUCUCCAAAACUCUUUGCAAUAAUGAGGAUCUUUAACAAGCAUCUGCGGCUUCAAGAUGUCACCAUCAUGUAUUUCACUGCUCUGGCUGCACUGAUGGUCAUUUUGGUGGCUUCUUACCAGGCACCCUCUUUUCCUGUUGAUGUGUCAAGUAUCAAACAAAGCCCUUCCAGAUCUCUCCCGCCUCUCCCCAUGCCUUUCCGUGCUCCCCUUGACCCCCGAGGUGAGCUUCAGCUAGCCUGGAACAUCAGUUACGCCAAACAGGAGAUCUACAUGGAGCUGCAGGUGGCAGAGCUCAAACACGGUGUGGUCCUGGGGAUGUCUGACCGCGGUGAGCUGACCAAUGCAGAUUUGGUAGUGCUGUGGGAUUCUGGUACCAAGAGCUACUUUGGGGAUGCAUGGAGUGAUAGUGAGGGCCACGUAUCCCUGGACAGCCAACAAGACUAUGAGCUCAUUGAGGCCAAAGAAAAACCAGAUGGAUUCUAUCUGCUCUUCAAAAGACCAUUCAGCACCUGCGAUCCUAAGGACUACCUUAUUGAGGAAGGAACUGUGCACAUCAUAUAUGGGCUCCUGGAUCAGCCUCUUGCCUCUCUGGAAGAGCUGAACCUGUCCAGGAUCCACACAGGAGUACAGCGAGUGUUGAUGCUUCGUCCUGACGACCCGUCGCCCACUCUGGGCCCAGAUUUGCAGACAAUAGAUGUUGUGGCCCCUGAUGUCAUCAUACCGAGUCAGGAGACCACCUACUGGUGCUUCAUCCAAAAGCUGCCUGAAAACAUGCCCAAGAAUCACAUCAUCAUGUAUGAGUCAGUGAUAACUCCAGGCAACGAGGCCAUUGUACAUCACAUCGAAGUGUUCGAAUGUUCCCCAGACAUGAUGGACGUUCCUCAAUACAGCGGCUCCUGUGACGACAACAUGAAACCACGAAAACUUAAUUACUGCCGCCACGUGCUGGCCGCAUGGGCUAUGGGAGCAGAGGCUUUCUACUAUCCUCCGGAUGCUGGCUUGGCGAUAGGCGGUCCUGGUUCUUCAAGGUUCCUUCGCCUGGAGGUCCAUUAUCACAACCCUCUUCUCAUUGCCGGUCGGCGUGACUCAUCGGGGAUACGACUGCACUACACCCCCCGUCUGAGGCGCUAUGACGCGGGGAUCAUGGAGCUGGGCCUCGUUUACACGCCUGUCAUGGCCAUUCCUCCAAAGCAACAUACUUUUUACCUCACUGGGUACUGCACAUCCAAGUGUACUCAGACCGCUUUGCCUCCAGGAGGAAUCUAUGUCUUUGCAUCCCAGCUGCACACCCACCUGGCAGGUCGUGGGGUGAGGACUGUUCUUGUGAGGGGGGGCAAGGAGGUGGAGAUAGUACAGGAAGACCAGCACUUCAGUACACACUACCAGACAAUCAGAGUUCUGCGGAAGAUGGUGAACAUUUUACCUGGCGAUGUCCUUCUAACAAAGUGUACUUACAACACAGAAGACAGGAGCAAGCCCACAGUGGGAGGCUUUGGCAUCAUGGAGGAGAUGUGUGUCAACUACAUUCACUACUACCCUCGAAUUCAGCUGGAGCUCUGCAAAAGCCACAUCGACAUGGGAUACCUGCAGAAAUACUUUAAUUUCAUCAACAGGUUCCAUGGAAAUGAACAGUGUGUUUGCGGUGAGGUGGAUGUGACUCAGCAGUUUUCUCAGUUGGACUGGGAUGACUUCACAGGAGAAGUGCUAGACUCUCUUUAUAACACAGCGCCCAUCUUCAUGCACUGCAAUCAGUCGACUGCACGCUUGUUUCCUGGCGAGUGGGAAAAACAGCCUAUUCCAGUGGUGACCUCCACCCUUGAGAAGCAUCGCUACCCCUGCGAGGGAGGUGCAGUCCCCACCAGCUGACCGGUCUAUGCAGGCCGUUCUGGAGUUUCCUUAAAGGAUGGAGCUUUAAGAAAAUUAAACAAGUCCCUGUGAUGUGGUUCACUUCCACUUUAUUUUAUGUCCUCUGAUUGUCAAAGUAGUCUAGUGUUUGCUGUAAUAAAGACUUCUGUAAACAUUCA